Molecule: messenger RNA, 2303 nt
Organism: Paramisgurnus dabryanus
Lineage: Eukaryota; Metazoa; Chordata; Actinopteri; Cypriniformes; Cobitidae
Source: RefSeq, a predicted model, not a curated record
ACAUUCAUUUUCAAAUUUCUACAGCCUCACAUAUUUUCAUCAGCUAUAAAAGACCACUGAUAUGAGUUUGUCAUCAUUUUAUUCACCUCCUGACUGAUCAAAGAUGGAUCUGAACAUUUGUAUUGUUCUCCUUUGCACUCUUUUCGCUGGAGGACGCUCACUUAAAUGUAAUGAGUGCAUAGAUGUGACGGGUUCUUGUGUAAGCAAAGAGACAACGUGUUCCUCUGCAGCUAAUACAUGUGCAAGUACAAGAGUGGUAACAACUACUGGCGAAACUACGUCCAUCUUGCAGACUAAGAGUUGUAAUGUGAUACAGAACUGUCGAAACGUAUCCUUUAACUUUGGCGUUUUAAGGACAAAAUUAUCCAUGGAGUGCUGUAACACAGACCUUUGUAAUAGCAUAAAUGUCCCAGAUUACAUCUCUGACAGUCCCAAUGGAAAACAAUGUUACUACUGUGAUGGGAAGAGUUGCUUGAACACUUUAAACUGUUUAGGAGAUGAAGACUACUGCAUUACAGCAACAACAAAUAUUACAUCUCUGUCAACAACUGUAAAGGGAUGUACCACUAAAUCUAUCUGUGAUGAUGUAUCACAAGCGCCUUCAGGUUUCAUGGGCUUAUCAUGCUGUCAGGGGAACCUGUGUAACGGUGUUAGAAGUGUCACACAAACCUACGGACGCUCACUUAAAUGUAAUGAGUGCAUAGGUGUGACGGGUUCUUGUGUAAGCAAAGAGACAACGUGUUCCUCUGCAGCUAAUACAUGUGCAAGUGCAACAGUGGUAACAACCAAUGGCGACACUUCGGUAACUAUGGAGGCUAAGACUUGUGAUGUGAUACAGAGCUGUGGGAAUGGAUCCCUUAACUUUGGCGUUUUUAGGUCAAAAGUAUCCAUGCAGUGCUGUAACACAGACCUUUGUAAUAGCAUAAAUGUCCCAGAUUACAUCUCUAACAGCGCCAAUGGAAAACAAUGUUACUACUGUGAUGGGAAGAACUGCUUGAACACUUUAAACUGUUUAGGAGAUGAAGACUACUGCAUUACAGCAACAACAAAUAUUACAUCUCUGUCAACAACUGUAAAGGGAUGUACCACUAAAUCUAUCUGUGAUGAGGUAUCACAAGCGCCUCCAGGUUUCAUGGACUUAUCAUGCUGUCAGGAGAAUCUGUGUAACGUUGUUAAGAGUGUCACACAAACCUACGGACGCGCACUUAAAUGUAAUGAGUGCAUAGGUGUGACGGGUUCUUGUGUAAGCAAAGAGACAACGUGUUCCUCUGCAGCUAAUACAUGUGCAAGUGCAACAGUGGUAACAACCAUUGGCGACACUUCGGUAACUAUGGAGGCUAAGACUUGUGAUGUGAUACAGAGCUGUGGGAAUGGAUCCUUUAACGUUGGCGUUUUUAGGUCAAAAGUAUCCAUGCAGUGCUGUAACACAGACCUUUGUAAUAGCAUAAAUGUCCCAGAUUACAUCUCUAACAGCGGCAAUGGAAAAAAAUGUUACUUCUGUGAUGGGAAGAGUUGCUGGAACACUUUAAACUGUUUAGGAAAUGAAGACUACUGCAUUAAAGCAACAACAAAUAUUACAUCUCUGCCAACAACUGUAAAGGGAUGUACCACUAAAUCUAUCUGUGAUGAUGUAUCACAAGCGCCUUCAGGUUUCAUGGGCUUAUCAUGCUGUCAGGGGGACCUGUGUAACGGUGCUAAGAGCAUCACACAAAACCUCCUCUUUCUCUCCUGGCCGCUCUUCUUUUACAUCCUGAUCCACUAAAUUCAACUUUACAGCAUGAAAACUAAAAAUGACGACAACAGAAUUUGACAUAUUUUGGAACAGUGCUUAACACAUUAAUUAGACCACCACCCAAUGUAAGGUUUGUGCCACAGCUGCUCAUUUGUUUAUGUUUCUGUAUUAGUAAUCUUUAAUCACAGUAAUAUUUCUAAUGCUAAAAUAAAAUUAUUGUUGCUAUUUACUUGCAGUCCUUAAUAGGAACCUAGAUUUUAAUAGUUCAAUGUUACACUUGAUUUAUUUCUGACUUCUGAGAAAGGUUAAACUCACAUUUGGGUAUAAAAACACAAUUCAAUUUGACAUUCAUUAAUCAUGUUUAAAAUUAUGAAACAUGAAGAACUUUAUAAAAAGGAAAGAGUUUACAUUAAAGCAUUUUGUGAUGCUGGAUGAUUUUUGAGACAAAUAGACAGUGGUCUUAUAAAUUUGUUUAGCAUUGUAGAUUUAUUUUCAUUGUAUUAUUUUGUGUUACUAUAUGUAUUGUUAAGGAAAGAUAUAUAUGAAUAAUAAAAUAUAACUUUUAAAAAUG